This is a messenger RNA of Thunnus maccoyii (southern bluefin tuna), 1384 nucleotides long. Its product is annotated as NF-kappa-B inhibitor alpha-like. The record is from RefSeq and is a predicted model, not a curated record. Gene Ontology annotation, molecular function: protein binding. The transcript has 6 exons. NCBI's taxonomy places the organism in Eukaryota, Metazoa, Chordata, Actinopteri, Scombriformes, Scombridae. The coding region runs from base 75 to 1001 and encodes 308 amino acids.
GUCUCAGCUGCAUUACUCUGCACUGACUUCUGGAUAACGACGGAGCUGUUUCUUGUGACAGUCGCAAAGUCAACAUGGACGUCCACAGAGUACAUAACCACGAUCAAAUGGAUUAUAACUUAGACAACAUGGAGCCCAAACAUGGGAAAAUGUUGCCUUGCCAAGAGGACCGUUUUGACAGCGGCCUGGAUUCCCUUAAAGAGGACGAGCUGGUGAACGAGUUUGAGGACAUGACUGUGAACAUACGGGAGGAACGCACACAUGAUUACGAGCCCUGGAGAGCUGUAGUGACAGAAGAUGGUGACACGCUUCUCCACUUGGCCAUCAUUCAUGAAGCAAGUGAACAUGCCCUUCAGAUGAUCAAACUGUCUCACAGUCACUCCUUCCUCAAUGUACAGAACCACCAGAGACAGACUGCACUCCACUUAGCAGUGAUCACAGAACAGCCAUACUUGGUAGAGAGACUCCUGAAGGCCGGCUGUGACCCCAGGCUCACUGACGACAGUGGAAACACGGCUCUCCACAUCGCCUGUAAGAGGGGCUCCCUCGCCUCCUUCGGCGUCCUGACCCAGAACUGCCAGCAACACCUCGCCUCCAUCGUGUCUUUCCCCAACUACAGUGGACACAACUGUCUCCACUUGGCGUCCAUUAAUGGUUACAUUUCAUUGGUGGAAAAUCUCAUUCAGCUGGGCGCAGACAUUAACGCACAGGAACAGUGCAGUGGACGGACGGUGCUCCAUCUGGCCGUAGAUCUCCAGAACGAGGCGUUGGUCCGUCGCCUCCUUGACCUCGGCGCCGACGUUAACAGCUUGAACUACGGUGGCUUCACGCCGUACCACCUCACCUAUGGCCGCCAGAACGACGAGAUCCGCUGCCAGCUGUACGAGAGGACGGCACAAGAGCUGAGGGAGCUGCCUGACAGCGAAUCAGAAGAGAGCGACAUGGACGAUCUGGACCUUUCUGAGGAUGAGCUGUACGAUGACAUAAAAUUCGGAAAGUAAAGAAAAAAACCUCCCUCUUCUGGUGGUGUGAAGACAGUGAAGCUGCUACAGGGUUGCCUAGCCAAGGCCCCGACGAGGGACACCCCGCAUCCAGGAAGUCCACAGGUGCUGGCCCUUCAAACAAGAAUGAAGAAGGCGUCCAGUCUGGUCAAGUCCGGUCCGGAUCACAGAACUUCCUGUGCCAAGAUCGGCAUUACAGCAAUGACCAUGACCUCUGUAUAGUCGCUCCAUAAACUGUAUAAAUAUAUAUUGAUGUGUAUAUACCAGAUCAUUCAUGUAAUAUAUUGUAAAUACAGAGAUAUUAUUUUUGUACUUGUAAAUAUAUUGUGUGAAUUUAAACACUAUUAACAAAAAAGAUGUUGAGAAUAAAAAGAUGUUUAUCA